Messenger RNA from Symbiodinium sp. CCMP2592, 1821 nucleotides. The record is from the annotation of a GenBank genome assembly. NCBI's taxonomy places the organism in Eukaryota, Dinophyceae, Suessiales, Symbiodiniaceae.
AUGACCCAGCCUUCCGAAGCAAAAUAUCUCUCUGAGCUGACCGAAGUCCCGGCCGACUGGCCCCUGGCGACCGUCAUCGACGCCUUCGGCGAGUUGGCAGCUUAUGGUGCAGAGCUAGCUCGCGAGGCGGUGAGCCGUCGGCUGGUGGAGCUCUGGGCCUCGCAGCCGGAGGAGGCCGAGGCCUGGCUCCAGCGCUGCCGGGAGCGCUUUCCGCAGGCACUGGCGGUCCAGGCGACGAGGGCGGAGAGGCUCUGUGAGGCGCUGCUCUGGCACGGGGCGGGCGAGUACGGGAAGUACCAGUGUUGCGACUGGCGCUUCUCCGAGGCGGGGCUCCUUCAAGGAGAGCCGGAGCACUCAGUAGCGGAGCGGGAGAGCUUGGCGAAUUGGUACCGGGGGCAGCCCUUCGUCCGCACUGCCUGCCGGAAGCUCUCGGAGGCGGCGGAGAGCACGGAGACGGCGCGGAAGCGGCAGAAGCUCGAGGAGGAGACUGCCCAGUGCCAUCGCCUCGAAGCGGAGCUCCAGAGGUCACAGGAGGAGGGCCGAGAGCUGCGCAAUCGCCUGGCUGUGGCGGAAGCGAAGGUGCGCAGAGCGCAAACCGAGAGGGCAACUCUCAAAGAGCAGCGCGAAGAGCUCGCAGCUCGCACUGCAGCUGCGGAGUCAGCUGUGGUGGAGCUGCAGAAGGAGCUCCGGCAGUUGCAGGAGGAGCAUGGCAAGUGCCAGGAGCGUGGCCAGGAGCUUGCAAAUCGUUCGGAGGCAGAAGCAGCUGAGCAUGCAACGACGAAGGAGCGUCUCUUGCAGGCCGAAGCCGAUGCGGCGGAAAGGAGGCAGGAGGUGCAGCGGCUGCAAGCGGAGAGUCGCGGCUACCAGGAGCGCUGCCAGCAGGCAGAGGGGGCCCGCUCGGCUGUAGCGGAGAGCAAGGUGGAGCUACAGCUCGAGAAUGCAAGGCUCCAAGAGCGGUGCGAGCAGCUCCAGCAGCAGCUUGCCAAGGCAGAGGGCCAGAUACAGGUUUUGCGGGAAGAGAAGGCCACUUACAAAGAGCGCUGCCGGCAGCUGGAGCGCGGGGCGACGUCUCCACGAACCCCUUCCAUCCGUUCCAGCCUCACCCAACAGGGCCCAACUCCCAGCGUCGACGCAGCUUCCGGCGGCCAGGAGCCGAAGCUGACCGAAGAACUCGGGUACGUUCUGGUGGACGAUGGCGUGGCCUCCUCCUCCGCCUGGAGCUGCUCCUCUUGGUUCUCGGUGCAGCCCGACUGCUUCAUGCCGGACGCCAUCUUCAAGACCCGCAGCGGUCGCAUCGAGCACUUCCUGAAGGGCCGGGACCUCCAGAAGGGAUCGCAGGUGGUGGCCGGGGAUGGCGAGACCCUUCUCGAAGUGGCUCUGCCCCCGGAGAUCUGUCUCGCCACGGAAGUGGUGGACUUGCAAGCAGGCGGUGCGAUGCUGCGCGUGACCCCGGACCAUCCCGUGCAAGUCCCAGACGCCAGAGGCGAGCUGGACAAGAUUCUCUACAUCCCAGCGGGGCAGUUGAAGGUGGGCGACUCGGUGGUGCUGGAUUCCGGGGAGGCUGCAGAGCUCACCGGGGUGAAUUUCCAGGCGACAGAGUGCGAGGUGCUGAAGAUCGUCUUUGAGCCGGACCUGCCUGUGGCGGUCUUCUCUGCCCCGCCCUGCAUCCAAAGCAAAGGUCACCAGAAGAAGCCACCGCGCCGCUCCGGGGAGUGCCGGAAGGGAGCGGGGGGAGAGGGGGUGGUCGAUCCGACCGACGGCGCGGUCUCCAUUCCCGACACCGCGGUGGGGAGCGCUAGGAUUGAGAUGGACUUGUGUUGA